UUCAUUACUGAUGUGUGACACAGACAUGUAUUGGAAUGGGUUUCGAUGUUACAGAUGUUCGUAUAUAUGUACUAGUAUUCCCUCUGAAUUCUGCAAGAAAGAAUGCCCCUAUUACACAACGCCGAAUACUGAUAAAAACAUAUCUGAAUCGAAAGUUUGUAACAACAGUACGAAUUACGUAACGACUAACACAGAGAAAUACAUAUCUGAAUCAAAUGGCUGUGACAACAGUAACGUGACCGUUAUUAUCAUCUUAGUUAUUGUCUUGAUUCUUUUGAUUGUGAAUACUGUCAUUCUUUGUUCUACGUCCAAAUAUUUGCACUGGCAAAGGGUGGCAAUUGAGGAUCCUCCGUAUAUCAACGAGUCUGUGACAUCUCGACCCCUUGACACCUCGACCCCUUGACAACUCGACCCAUAAGACAUCUCGACCCAUGACACUUAGACCCCUAAGACACUUAGACCCCUUUAAUUGACUGGACAUUUCGACCCUUUUUUCUAAAAUGUACUUGAAGACGUUAACUUCGAAAAAAAAAAUGUGCAUAAAGGCGAAAAUAUAGAAAAAAGGUAAAUUUGUUGACAAGUUUGAUUAUUAUAUAUACAAUCUUAUACAAUACUGAAUAAUAAGUGAAAUCAUAUUAAGUCGUUAUUUGUUAUACACAAUCGUUCAUCAAGUCAAGUAUUUUAUACAAGGAAUAGAAACACUCGCACUACAUUUAACCCUUUCACUGCCAUAGGGACGGCUUAUGCCGUCCCUGUUCUU
This is a messenger RNA of Ruditapes philippinarum (Manila clam), 760 nucleotides long. RefSeq lists its product as uncharacterized. The record is from RefSeq and is a predicted model, not a curated record. The transcript is spliced from 3 exons. NCBI's taxonomy places the organism in Eukaryota, Metazoa, Mollusca, Bivalvia, Venerida, Veneridae. The coding region runs from base 11 to 403 and encodes 130 amino acids.